Molecule: messenger RNA, 192 nt
Organism: Staurois parvus
Lineage: Eukaryota; Metazoa; Chordata; Amphibia; Anura; Ranidae
Source: the annotation of a GenBank genome assembly
UGCCAGUCAGUGCCGCCUAAAAGUGCCAGUCAGUGCUGCCUAACAGUGCCGCCUAUCAGUGCCAUAUAUCAGUGCUGCCUUUCAGUGCCAGUCAGUGAUACCUGUCAAUACGCAUCAGAGCCACCUACCAGUGCCUCCUCAUCAGUGCCCAUCAGUGCAGCCUAUCAGUGCCCAUUAGUGCACCCUCAUUAG